GGCCCCUCUCUCUCAUGCACCAACCUCUCAUCAACCCCCUCAGUUUCUUCCAAUUUGCUACUUCGUUUAGAGGAGCCAGCGCGGCGGUACCAUGCGGCGAAGCAGAAGUGCGUCGAAAGAUGAGAAGAGUUGGAAGAGAAAUCAGACGCGUGCCCCGUUCUAGCUGGAAGAAAUGUCAACGUGGAUGCGGCACCGAGUGACACAUUUCGAUGCAUGAAAUAAGGCGGUGUUGAUCGACUUUAUAAGGCAUGAUAUGCUAUAGUUGAAGCUGAAACUCUUCCUUCUUUAUCAAACAGAGAACAGAUAAUCUAUCUCUGAUUUUGGACUAGAUUUUUGAGCAAUCUGAUACCUUUCUUGUUUGUGGAGAAAACCAACUAUGUCGACGUGGAUGGUGUACGAAGUGACACAUUUUGUUGAAUGAAGAAAUGCUACUCCUGAAGCUAACACUCUUCCUUCUUUAUCAAACAAAGAACAAAUAAUUUGUCCGUGCUUUCAGAAAUACUUUUUUGAGCAAUCUGAUACCUUUCUUGUUCGUGGGGAGAAGCAACUAUGUUUGGUUCACAUAUCUCCACUUUCAAAUAUCAGAAGCCGGCUCAAAUCUCUUCUAUCCUCUCUGGUUCAAGUUUAUAUAGAUAGCUUUAUACUGCUAAAAUCGCAACCAAUUCUUCUUUCUGUGCCUCAUCAGUUUCAACAGCCAACUCAAAUCUUUCUAUCUGGUUCCAAACAACAGUCUUAAUCAAGUAGAGAUGGCUACAAGCUAUGCAAAUGUCAUUCUAUGCUCCAUUCUACUCAUCACAGUUUCAGCCAACUCAAAUAAUCAGGGUUAUGCAAGCUUCCUUCAGUGCCUCUCCCUUCGCAUUCCACCGUCCACCAACAUCUCCCAGAUCCUCCACACUCCAGAUACCACCUCCUACUCCUCCCUCUAUCUAUCCUCCAUUAGAAACCUGAGGUUUGUAACCCCGGAAACCCGCAAGCCCCUACUUAUCAUCACGCCCAUUGACGAAUCCCACGUCCAAGCAUCAGUCGUCUGCUGUAAGGAACACAGCUUCCAGAUUAGAGUUCGAAGCGGCGGUCAUGACUACGAGGGCCUCUCCUAUCGAAUAGAAAACGAGAGCCCGUUUGUUAUCAUCGAUCUCGUCAACCUUCGGUCCGUGGCUGUUGACCCGAAACAGGGCACAGCUUGGGUCCAGGCCGGUGCUACUCUAGGUGAAUUGUACUUCAGAAUCGCAGAGGAGAGUGAAUCCUAUGGUUUCCCAGCUGGUGUUUGUCCCACCGUCGGUGUUGGUGGCCACAUAAGUAGUGGCGGUUUUGGGACGAUGUUGAGGAAAUAUGGCCUUGCGAUCGACAAUGUCUUGGAUGCUAGACUCGUUGACGUCAACGGACGAGUUGUAGACAAAGAAUCCAUGGGUGAGGAUCUUUUUUGGGCCAUACGAGGAGGAGGAGGAGCAAGUUUUGGCAUCAUAGUUUCAUGGAAGCUCAAGCUGGUUCUUGUCCCUCCCACUGUCACUGCCUUUACCAUCCGGAGGGCUUCUAGCGAGGGAGCAGUUGAGCUUGUCGACAAAUGGCAGCAGAUAGCACCUGGACUCCAAGAAGACCUGUUCAUCCGAGCCGUCGUACAGGCACAAGGUGGGAAUAGUGAAAAGAGGGAAGUGGAGGCGUUGUUCAACUCCUUGUUCCUUGGGAGGUGCGGGGAGCUGCUCCAAUUGAUGACCCAGACCUUUCCAGAGCUAAAUUUGAAGAGCAGUGACUGCAAGGAGAUGAAUUGGAUACGCUCAGUUCUAUAUUUUGCUCACGGUACCGAUGAGAAGGCCGUGGAGACUCUCUUGGAUAGAGGUUCCAAGCCAGAGAAGUCCUUCAAGGCCAAGUCUGACUUUGUGAAUGAACCCAUACCAAGACUCCUAUGGGAAAGGAUUUGGGAGUGGUUUCUUGAGGAUGGAGCAGGGAUGAUGAUCAUGGAUCCAUAUGGUGGAAAAAUAAGUAGCAUCUCGGACUCAGCUACUCCAUUUCCACACAGGCAGGGGAUUCUAUAUAACAUCCAGUAUUAUUGCAAGUGGUGGGAGAGCGAAGCAACCUCAUCUGAGAAAUACAUGGGUUGGAUUAGGAAAUUAUAUGGGGAGAUGAGUCCUUAUGUUUCCCAGAACCCAAGGGCUGCAUAUCUCGGCUACCGGGACCUUGACCUGGGAAAGAAUGAUGAGGAAGGUUCCAAGACACGCUACUCCAAGGCUGUGGUCUGGGGCAGGAUGUACUUUAAGGAUAACUUUGAGAGAUUAGCAAUUGUCAAGGGCACAGUAGAUCCUAGUGAUUUCUUUAGAAAUGAGCAGAGUAUUCCUCCUCUGGAAUCGAGGAGUUCAGGGUGGCGGUUUAGAGAAGUCGAUUCCAGAGCCCAUGUUACCGUUUGUGUUGUAGGAAUCUUUUUAAUUCUGAGAUGAUACAGACUCUUAAGAAUGCCUGAUUUGCUCUUCAAAAGAUGACAAUUUUUUUCUUUUUAUUUUUGUUUUUGGCUUAUACAUACAUAAAAGAUUGCUAUCUUUUUUGCUUUCUCAUGAUUUGUUUGGUUAUAAUUGACACUUGUAGUUUUGAUUUGUAACUCAUCCUCUCUGUAAUUACUAAUUUUUUUAUAAAAUCUUGGGUGGCUUUUGCUC
Messenger RNA from Phoenix dactylifera (date palm), 2642 nucleotides. RefSeq names its product berberine bridge enzyme-like Cyn d 4. The record is from RefSeq and is a predicted model, not a curated record. Gene Ontology annotation, molecular function: oxidoreductase activity; FAD binding. Lineage: Eukaryota; Viridiplantae; Streptophyta; Magnoliopsida; Arecales; Arecaceae.